Molecule: messenger RNA, 1307 nt
Organism: Hyaloscypha bicolor E
Lineage: Eukaryota; Fungi; Ascomycota; Leotiomycetes; Helotiales; Hyaloscyphaceae
Exons: 2
Coding region: 448-1116 (222 amino acids)
Source: RefSeq, a predicted model, not a curated record
GCCAGCCAAAAAUACCAUAGCCAAUCAACCCGCUGUCGCAACUCGAAGCGAGCAUCGCCAAGUUUCCAAUCCGGACGCUCCCGCCUCCCCACAUCACGAUGCAGAUAUCUCACUGGACCAGAGACCACAUGGGCGCGUCGCUAAUACGCUACCUUAAGCCUCUGAGCGAGAAGGGGAAAUAGAUCUGACACAGUCCCAUCGAAGCGCGCUGGGCGAAUAUCUCCAGCAGGGAUCCAAACCCAACGACCUGCGGAGUACAGAAGUAGCCUAUUUCCUAUUUAUGUCUAUGUGCAGCGUCUAAAGUAAGAUACAAGAAGUACUUGUAUUGUUUCGUUUCCUCACUUCUUUUGUUCUGAGAAUAUUUUCGACAGGUUGAUCCAGUCUUUUCACGUGUUUUAAUUUCCAUCGGUCCUUUGACAAGAAGCCUCUAUAAUACAUAUCAGUACGAUGUCGGAAACCAAGUCUGAAGUCGUGGCCGAAACCUCCAGUUUUGACGCUCCUACUCUCACUCAUCAGAAGAGCAACAGGAUGGCUCGCGUAGUCGAGUCUGCUGGUAUUGGGCUGACGAUUCUCGCCCUGCUCGCAGCGAUCACCAUCGUGGUCACGGCUGCUGAUGCCCUCGCCGUCUACAACACCACAUCUCUGCCCGGGGAUCAUUCAUAUCUACUCCCGCUCUGGCCCGCGGACUUCAACAUGCGGCCGUCCGUGGCAUUGGUCACCUGCGGUUCAGUCAUCGUUCUCACCAGCGCCAGCUCGUUGAUCGUGAGCAAAGUCUCAGCUGUCCGCAAAGCCCCAUUCAUCCACCGCUCAAUUGGCUUCGUCGGCCCAACCAUCUGCCUCAUCGCCGGUCUCGUCGCAACAUCCUUCUUCUACGGAGUCAACGCUUCAAGCACUACCUACACACUGCACAGCUGGUCCUGCCAAUGGUCGCCCGUUACGAUGAAUGUGAAGCCACACUGGGAUGUUCUCUGCAGAGAGACGACGGCUGCGAUAUACUUGAUGGUCAUGAUGAUACCACUGGAGAUUUUGGUGCUUGGGUCGGUGGCGUAUAGCUCUUUUGCGGGGCAGAAGCAGAUGUUUGAGAGGGAGAGGAAGGGUAGCCCCACCAUGUCUUGAAGGAUCUCAGCAGGGAACAUCCGAUGAUGUUGAGUAAAGCUGAAGAGAAGGCAUAGAUGGGAUGGAACAGAGAGCGAUCGAAGCUGUCUGAGGAGAUUUGAAAGAAGUCAUGUACAGUACCGGUAGACUCGGCACUUGUUAUCAUUGGUAAUUAACCCAAGGGGCGUUCAAUGGGAGAACUUUACAAGCUG